AUGUCGAAAUUCGGAGUCCUGGUCAUGGGCCCGGCAGGCGCCGGCAAGUCGACCUUUUGCAGUGCCCUCAUCCAGCAUCUCCAGACCACGCGGCGAAGUUGCUUCUAUGUGAACCUCGACCCGGCCGCCGAAAGCUUCAACUACGAGCCCGAUCUGGACAUCCGCGAGCUGAUCACGUUGGAAGAUGUGAUGGAGGAGAUGGAGCUGGGUCCCAAUGGCGGGCUCAUCUACUGUUUUGAAUUCCUCCUGCAGAACCUGGACUUUUUGUCGCAGGCGCUGGACCCGCUGAGCGAAGAGUACCUGAUCAUCUUUGACAUGCCGGGGCAGAUCGAGCUCUACACACAUAUCCCGCUGCUGCCGUCGCUAGUGCAGUAUCUUUCGCGACAGGGUCCGCUGAACAUCAAUCUGUGUGCGGCGUAUCUACUCGAGAGUACGUUUAUCGUGGACAAGGCCAAGUUCUUUGCGGGGACGCUGAGCGCCAUGUCUGCGAUGCUGAUGCUGGAGAUGCCGCAUGUGAACAUUCUUAGCAAAAUGGAUCAGGUGCGGGAUAUGAUGUCGCGGAAGGAGCUCAAGCGAUUCGUCAACGUUGAUGUAAAUUUAUUACAAGACGACGAUGUCGGGGAUGCAGAAGAGACGGCCGAGGGGGACCCCAGUUCCAAGGAUACUCUGCUGAGUGGGGGAUCAUUCAAACGGUUGAACCGGGCCGUGGGGCAAUUGAUCGACGACUUCAGCAUGGUAUCUUUUCUGAAGCUGGACGUUCAGGAUGAGGACAGUGUGGCCGCGGUGCUGAGCCAUAUCGACGACGCGAUCCAGUACCAUGAGGCGCAGGAGCCGCGGGAGCCAAACGACGAGCAGGAUGUGAACUACGAGGAUGCCGAUAUUUGA
This is a messenger RNA of Aspergillus viridinutans, 885 nucleotides long. RefSeq names its product putative signal sequence-binding GTPase GPN3. The record is from RefSeq and is a predicted model, not a curated record. Bases 1 to 885 code for a protein of 294 amino acids. The transcript has a single exon. Gene Ontology annotation, molecular function: GTPase activity; ATP hydrolysis activity. NCBI's taxonomy places the organism in Eukaryota, Fungi, Ascomycota, Eurotiomycetes, Eurotiales, Aspergillaceae.